Messenger RNA from Cydia fagiglandana, 1572 nucleotides. RefSeq names its product lysozyme-like. Gene Ontology annotation, molecular function: lysozyme activity. The record is from RefSeq and is a predicted model, not a curated record. The coding region runs from base 97 to 579 and encodes 160 amino acids. The transcript is spliced from 4 exons. NCBI's taxonomy places the organism in Eukaryota, Metazoa, Arthropoda, Insecta, Lepidoptera, Tortricidae.
GGCCAUGACCAAUGCCAGUCAGUUGCAGAAGCGCGGGAACGACCGACGCUUAUAAAUUAAGUUUUUUUUUAAUAAGUUUUUUUUUAAUCCGUCGCUAUGGCGUCAGCCGUGAUGAAGUUCAGUGCCAUAUUGUUUCUGGUUGCCGCGUGUGCUGCUGAUGUUUCGGAGCUCGUCGGCGACAAAUCUGCGCAGCCGGUGACGGAGGUGUGCCUCGGGUGCAUCUGCCAGGCCAUCUCGGGCUGCAAGCAGGCGCAGACGUGCGAGGGAGACACCUGCGGCCUGUUCCGCAUCACCUGGGCGUACUGGUCGGACGCCGGCAAGCCCACCAUCAACAACCUCGCACCUGACCACCCUGAUGCGUACCGCACCUGCGUUGUGGACCCGUACUGUGCGGCCCAGACCGUCCAGGGAUACAUGAGGAGAUUUGGACAGGACUGCAACGGCGACGGUCAGGUGAACUGCUACGACCACAUGGCGAUCCACAAGAAGGGCGGAUACGGGUGCUCCGGCGAUCUUCCUUACGAGUACGUCAACGUCUUCAAUCAAUGCAUAGCCGCGGUUGCCGCCCACCAGGGGUGAAUAACUUAGUUUUAGGUACGAGUAAGCCCGCUUGUAAUAGCUAAGGAUAUACGUAUUGGUGCCCAAAACCAUAUGAAAAAAGUCUGACUGAUCGAUACCAUAUCCCCUGACAAUAAUAAAUUUAGCUACACUAGUACAGUACUACUUAGGCGACGGUAUAAUUGCUCAUCAUCAGGCAAUUCGUCUCGUUCGCCUCCUUUAGAACAAAAAAAAUGGUUGUCUGUAAAGUCGGUUUUACGGAUGAUAAUUUUGCGUGAUAAGGUCAUAAGAAAACAUUGAUGAAAAAUUGGCCGUUACCAUGGAGAUCUGUCCACAACGAUACCGUGGAGAUCUAGAGUCAGACCGAGAAAAGUCUGCAGCGAUUUUGAUAGCCCACGCAGUGCAAGUGUCAUUUUAAAUGUCAAACUUCUAUGAAAUUAUGACGUAUAAAUAACACUUGUUACACUGCUUGGGCUAUCAAAUCCGCUGCAGGCUUUUCUUAACGUGACACAUAUAUCCCUAGCUAAUACGGGAAAUACCUACCAAUAAAGUAGAAUGCCUAACAUCUUUUAAACACAUUUGGUUCGUAUGUUAGAGCACAAGAAGUGUGCAAUUGGUAUAGCGUAUGCAUGCUUUAGCGCAUGUGAUCUGUAUGAGAUUAAUUAAUUUACAAGCGUUAGGCUACUAAAAUAAUUAUAUUUAAAUAGUUACGUAAUGUUUACAAUUAUAGAACACGGUGUGCCAAAUAAAAUGGUAUACACAACAGUUUUUAUUUGAUACUUUAUGAGCCUAUUUAUAUAUACGUGUUUGGUCCAAAUACGCACGUUAUACGUAUAUCUCAAAAAAAAUCUACUUGAGUUGUUUAGGAACAAUAGUAUUUCUUAUAAAUGGGUACAAAUAUGUAUCUACUAGUCUUUUCGGAUUGUUGCUAAGUUAAUUACCUACAGUUACUUGAUUUUAAUCCUAAAUAUGACUGCUCAAGACUUCGUAAUAAUAAAUAAUUUUACUACAGAA